CAUGAUUGUUUCCCAUAUGGCUUAACGCAGCCAGGCUGGAUUUUUUAUCGUGUUUCGCGUCGGAUUGUUGUUAUUUUACCAGCCUGCAACUCCAACACGAUCCUUCAAGAUGCAGGCCCUCCACAAAGACACGAAAGAUGCGGCGUUGACUGCUGUAUCUAAGAAACCGAUAAGCCCUCCUCUCCAGAAAACAACCAGUUCAUGGACACAUUUAAUAGCCGGAGCGUGCGCAGCCCCUUCACCCUCUCGAUUUUUAUGGACUGGCAUGUAUUAACUCCACCUUAUAGCGCUGGCGGCAUGGCAACCGCCCUUCUCACAUCCCCCCUUGACGUACUCCGAACACGACUCCAAUCAGACUUCUACCGAUCCCAACUCAAGACAGCCGCUCCUGCACAUCAUGCAAACAUUUCCAUAGCCCGCUCCUUUCUCCUGCAUUUCCGCGAAACAUUUGAUAUUCUCUUCUCCAUUCACAGAGUUGAAGGCUGGCGCAGUCUAUUCCGCGGCCUCGGGCCCAGUCUUACCGGUGUUGUGCCAGCAACAGCAAUAAAGUUCUAUGCCUACGGAAACUGCAAGCGACUUUAUCCGGAGCUUCUAGGAUGCGACCCAAACACCACAUCCAUCCAUGCGCUUUCCGCCGCCACAGCGGGUGUUGUAACGGGUACGGCGACGAAUCCGAUCUGGUUGGUGAAGACGCGACUUCAGCUCGAUAAAUCACAGGUACAGGCCGAUGGGUCCAUCCGUCCUCCACAGUACAGGAACAGUCUCGACUGUGUCAAACAGGUUAUCCAGCAGGAAGGUGUGCGCGGUCUGUAUCGCGGGUUGAUGGCUAGUUAUUUGGGUGUGAUAGAAACCACAUUGCAUUUGGCUGCGUACGAGAGAAUCAAGUUUAUGGUUGCGCAACACCCUCAGCUCGAAGGGAAGGCUCAGUCGAAUGAGGUUUCACAGGGUUUGAUUCUGGGUGGCGCAGCGGGUCUUUCUAAACUGAUUGCGGUGUUGAUCGCAUACCCUCACGAGGUCCUGAGAACGAGAUUACGACAGGCCCCAAUGGCUGACGGUCGUCAGAAAUACACUGGUGUGAUCCAGUGCCUCCGACUGAUGGUGAAGGAAGAAGGUGUGGCAGCGUUGUAUGGUGGUUUGACAGCACAUAUGAUCCGCACAGUUCCCUCUGCUGCGAUCACGCUGGGAACAUAUGAGCUGGUGCUCAAGCUGCUGAACGGCCACCCAUAAAGAAAUUUAUUUUUCAACGGCUCGCGCGUGGGCCAAAUUGUAUAUUAUUAUUAUUAUUAUUAUUAUUAUUAUGACUUGUAAAAUAUCAUGUAAUAUAGAAGAGAAAUAUUAGAUGGCUGGGAAUAAUGGAUAC
Molecule: messenger RNA, 1360 nt
Organism: Aspergillus ochraceoroseus IBT 24754
Lineage: Eukaryota; Fungi; Ascomycota; Eurotiomycetes; Eurotiales; Aspergillaceae
Product: putative mitochondrial carrier protein (Rim2)
Exons: 2
Coding region: 202-1227 (341 amino acids)
Biological process (GO): pyrimidine nucleotide import into mitochondrion
Cellular component (GO): mitochondrion
Molecular function (GO): pyrimidine nucleotide transmembrane transporter activity
Source: RefSeq, a predicted model, not a curated record